Messenger RNA from Gaeumannomyces tritici R3-111a-1, 2096 nucleotides. Its product is annotated as malate dehydrogenase. Gene Ontology annotation, cellular component: mitochondrion; cytoplasm. The record is from RefSeq and is a predicted model, not a curated record. Gene Ontology annotation, molecular function: L-malate dehydrogenase (NAD+) activity. The coding region runs from base 143 to 1153 and encodes 336 amino acids. Gene Ontology annotation, biological process: tricarboxylic acid cycle; malate metabolic process. The transcript has 3 exons. NCBI's taxonomy places the organism in Eukaryota, Fungi, Ascomycota, Sordariomycetes, Magnaporthales, Magnaporthaceae.
UUUUUUUUUUUUCUCCCUUCUCAUCUGAAAUAUCUCUCGUGCUAAGCACAAGCAGGAGCCCCGUUUCCCAAUUACCUCCCCCAUCACACCGAGUCGAUCUCGCAGGACCACCUCCUCACAAACAACCCCACACAAAACAAUCAUGUUCGCUGCUUCAAGGAUCCAGACCAGGGCCUUCUCGGCCUCGGUCCGCAACCUUUCCAAGGUCACCGUCCUCGGCGCUGCCGGCGGCAUUGGCCAGCCGCUGUCGCUGCUCCUGAAGCUGAACCCCAGGGUUUCUGAGCUGGCUCUCUACGACAUCCGCGGCGGACCUGGCGUCGCCGCCGACAUCUCGCACAUCAACACCAAGUCCUCGGUCAAGGGCUACGACCCCACCCCCUCGGGCCUGGCCGCGGCGCUCAAGGGCGCCGAGGUUGUGCUGAUCCCGGCCGGCGUGCCCCGCAAGCCUGGCAUGACGCGCGACGACCUCUUCAACACCAACGCCUCCAUCGUGCGCGACCUGGCCACGGCGUGCGCCGAGUCGUGCCCCGAGGCCAACAUCCUCGUCAUCAGCAACCCCGUCAACAGCACCGUGCCCAUCUGCGCCGAGAUCUUCAAGGCCCGUGGCGUCUACAACCCCAAGCGCCUGUUCGGCGUCACCACGCUCGACGUCGUGCGCGCCUCGCGCUUCGUGUCCGAGAUCAAGGGCUCCGACCCCAAGGACGAGAAGGUCACCGUCGUCGGCGGCCAUAGCGGCGUCACCAUCGUGCCGCUCCUGAGCCAGAGCAGCCACCCUGAACUCUCGUCCGACGCCGCCCUCAUCAACCGCGUCCAGUUCGGCGGCGACGAGGUCGUCAAGGCCAAGGAGGGUGCCGGCUCCGCCACCCUGUCCAUGGCCAUGGCCGGCGCCCGCAUGGCCGAGUCGGUCCUGCGCGCCGCCCAGGGCGAGAAGGGCGUCGUCGAGCCCACCUUUGUCGACUCGCCCCUCUACAAGGACCAGGGCAUCGACUUCUUCAGCUCAAAGGUUGAGCUCGGCCCGAACGGCGUCGAGAAGAUCCACCCCAUCGGCAACGUCGACGCCGCCGAGCAGAAGCUGAUCGACGCCUGCCUCGUCGACCUCAAGAAGAACAUUGAGAAGGGCGUUGCCUUUGUCGCCUCCAACCCCGGCAAAUAAGUGCGGGAACCCUUGUUAUCUGUAGCCUCUACCAAAAGACGGGCGACCGCGCGCCCACUCUGACGGGGUACCACUUGUGGUGUUACCAAAAUUUCGACUGAAGACGUCGACCUUGGAACCAACUUGGGUGUCUUGAGCUCGUGACUGGGCGGGGCAGGCGGGGCAUGAGAGAGCAUGGGUACGGAUGCAGCAUUUUAGAUCUUGCGACUGGCCCAAAACCAAAGGCCUGGAAAAAAAGCAAAAGCCCCAUGAUAGACGAUCUUUUUCGUCGUGUACCAUACAGAAAAUGAACCUCAAGUUUCCACUUUCACCUCUACGUUCUUUUCACUGUAUUCUCAACGAUAUCAACUGCUCAAAAAAGCGCUGCCAUCCAGCAUGGAGGGGUUGAAGACGGUGCGGGGAUGCGCGUUGUCUGUGCUCAACGUGACGAAACCCGUCUCGAACCCACAAGGCCAAAAACACAGUAUCCACAACUGGCACAGGCUGGUCGGUAGGCAGGCACAUAAAAACAUCUCGAGGCUGUUAUAGAGGGCCAUUCACGACCAACCAAAGACAUGCUACCUGAUAUCUACAAGUUUGCUGCUGUGAACCAGUACGAAAUCACCAAAAACAGAUAGUCUAGUCUAUGUAUGAAGACCAGUCACAAAAAAGAGUCGAGAGGUGCUGCCCUGGUCCACCCACCCGCGCUAUGGGCCGCGAGGCCGGGGCUGUGGCUUUAGGGUGCGGCAACAUGAAGUCUGGAGAUGAGUACAACAGAAAAAUAAUGACGAGCCACCUGGCCUACCGGCCACCUGCAGCCUGGUUUGCGGGGGGCAGUUCGACUCCCCACCGCUCUGCCAGCUGCCUCUUCUUGGCCUCCAUCUUGCGCUCGUACUCCUCCACCUGCUCCAGCCGCUUCUUCUCCUCUUCCUCCAUCUUGAUCUUGAGAUCCGCCUCCCUGCGG